UCAGUAAUUGCAAUUAUAGGAUAAGAUGGUUGUUAUUUUUUCGGGUAAAUUGCAAGUUUCUGUUAAUGUUACGAUGCUAUAUUUUAUAAAUACGGUUCGACUUGUAUAUGAUUAUUUCGUACAUGUAUAGUGAAUUUACUUGAAAUAUAUAAAAGGAAAAUUAAUCCAUAUUGUUUUUCCAAACUGUUUGAUUAAUCUAUUCCUCAAAAAUUACGUACUGAUUUGUAGAAUUUACUUGUUCGUUGUCAGGUAAGUUACCAUUUGCCAUUAAUUAAUUAUGUUACAUAAUUAAUUAUGGUACUGAUACGUACUCUUUUUUAGGUGAUUCGAGAAAUUUGUGUUGCAUUAUGAAAAGCCGAUAUUUAAUUUUCGCAAAUCUCUGCAGACUUCUAAUCACUUAGGAAGAGUGGAUCCAUUGAACGUUGAAUCUAAUAUCCAAAAAUUAUUCGUCGAAUGUGAACGGAUGAAAAGAGAAAAAUCGUUAACAAAACAUGAAGGACGAUUGUUAGAAAAGCUAAAUGCGAAUCUAACAAAAGAGGCCCUUAGUCCGCAGACUGAAGAGAAUCGAUCGACUAGAGGAAAGACGACGUGCGUAGAAUGCGAUCACUGUCGCCGCAGGUUCUUGAAGAAAAGCAAUCUUGCCGAACACCUGAAGCAACAUAGGCACAAAUGCGCUGACUGCCCGAAAACCUUCAGCCUUCGGCGUUAUCUGGUCUCCCACGUCGAAAAGAAUCAUCGACAGCAGAUGUACGAGUGCAGCGUGUGCAAGUACAAGAGCAAUAACAAGGGUACCCUGAAGAAUCACUACAUCCGGCUGCAUACGAGCAACUACGAUUACGCGUGUGAUACAUGCGGCAAGCAGUUUAAGAUAAAGAAGGCUCUGAAUCACCAUGUAAAGCAAAAUCACAGUGAAGCUCCACCGAUCGUAUGUGACGUUUGUGGUCACUUCAGCAAGAACCUUCACGCUCUCAAAGCUCACAUGAAGUAUCGGCACUACAAACCGGAAUUCAUCUGCCGGAUAUGCCGCCGGGGUAUGACUACGCAGGAGAAUUUAGAGCAGCAUCUCAUGUGGCAUGAAACUAGAGAGAAAGUGCUUUGUCCGACUUGCGGCAAGAGAUUUCGGGGACGCGACCUGGACUCGCACAUGAGAGUGCAUACUGGAGUGAAGCCAUUCCCCUGUCCUGUCUGCGGAAAGACUUUUCGACGGCAAACUGCUCAAGAACAGCACGUGUUGAUCCACACCGGAAAGAGACCUUACAUAUGCGAUAUUUGCGGUCAAGCAUUUGCCCAAAAGCCCGGCUUAAUUUGUCACAGGAAAAGGCAUCCUGGUCCUCUGCCUCCGCUACCCGUAGUUUCCAUCAAGAACAUUAUUACGGAAUUUACGAAAGAAUACGCGACGAAAAACGCGGUUAUAAAGAUUGAAUAAGAUAUACAAGUUUGUAAUAUUUAUACGGAAUACAUGUAACGAAAUUAACUGUGGAUAUAUAGAAUGUUUUGCAAUUACGUUGAGAAUAAUUAAAAGUUUGACAUAGAAAAGGCUAUAGUGACGAAAUAAAAAUCUCAGAAGUUGCUAACUUAAAUGAUAUUUUUCAUUUAUAUAGAAGAGAUACAUAUUUCUUUUAUAUAUUUUGUACAUAUAAAUGUGUGAUAUUUGUAUAUCUCAUAAAUAUUCUUACAAAAAUUACCUCUUUUAAUAGUUUUGAUACAUAUAAACUUUGUAAUAAAAAAUUAUAAAUUAAUAUAACAUGAAAUAUCCAGUAUAUGCACAGUAUGUACACAGUUUUUUAUGUCAAAUUUUAAUGUUAAAAUUGCUUUUUUUUGCAAUUUUUACUGUAGUUUGUAUGUACUUUGUAAUAAAAAUCACAAUUUUUAUAAA
Molecule: messenger RNA, 1876 nt
Organism: Solenopsis invicta (red fire ant)
Lineage: Eukaryota; Metazoa; Arthropoda; Insecta; Hymenoptera; Formicidae
Product: gastrula zinc finger protein XlCGF7.1
Exons: 2
Coding region: 464-1426 (320 amino acids)
Biological process (GO): regulation of DNA-templated transcription
Molecular function (GO): DNA-binding transcription factor activity, RNA polymerase II-specific; RNA polymerase II cis-regulatory region sequence-specific DNA binding
Source: RefSeq, a predicted model, not a curated record